Messenger RNA from Populus nigra (black poplar), 1510 nucleotides. RefSeq names its product V-type proton ATPase subunit d2. The transcript is spliced from 10 exons. Gene Ontology annotation, biological process: vacuolar transport; proton transmembrane transport; vacuolar acidification. Gene Ontology annotation, cellular component: proton-transporting V-type ATPase, V0 domain; vacuolar proton-transporting V-type ATPase complex. The record is from RefSeq and is a predicted model, not a curated record. Gene Ontology annotation, molecular function: proton-transporting ATPase activity, rotational mechanism. Lineage: Eukaryota; Viridiplantae; Streptophyta; Magnoliopsida; Malpighiales; Salicaceae. The coding region runs from base 196 to 1251 and encodes 351 amino acids.
AAACACAAAACCAGGCAGCACUGUCCUUCCUGUCAUUACCAAAAAAAGGAAGGAAAAAAGAGACAUUUUGAUCUUUCAAGAUUUGAUUACAAGGAGAGCCUGCCCUCUGGUUCUUCUUCACCUUGUUCUUCGUGGUCCUGAAGUAACCACAAAUAUCUGGAAUAAUAAUAAAAGAGGAUCUAUCUGGGUCUGAAAAUGUACGGAUUCGAGGCCAUGACAUUCAACAUCCAUGGAGGGUACUUGGAAGCCAUCGUGAGGGGACACAGAUCAGGGCUUUUAACAGCAUCUGAUUACAACAAUCUCUGCCAGUGUGAAACCCUUGAUGAUAUCAAGAUGCAUCUCUCUGCUACCGAGUACGGUCCCUAUCUUCAAAACGAACCUUCUCCGUUGCAUACCAUUACUAUUGUGGAGAAAUGCACUCUGAAAUUAGUUGAUGAGUACAAGCACAUGCUAACCCAAGCCACAGAGCCCUUAUCCACCUUCUUGGAGUAUUGCACAUAUGGUCACAUGAUAGACAAUGUUGUCUUGAUUGUAACCGGAACCUUGCAUGAGAGAGAUGUUCAGGAGCUAUUGGAGAAGUGCCAUCCUUUGGGCAUGUUUGACAGUAUUGCCACCCUGGCUGUUGCUCAGAAUAUGCGAGAGCUUUACAGAUUGGUGCUUGUUGACACACCCCUGGCACCAUAUUUCUCAGAGUGCAUCACAUCAGAUGACUUGGAUGACAUGAAUAUUGAAAUUAUGAGGAAUACCCUUUACAAGGCAUAUCUUGAGGAUUUUUACAGGUUUUGUCAGAAACUUGGAGGUGCCACAGCUGAGAUCAUGUCUGACCUCCUCUCCUUUGAGGCUGACAGAAGGGCUGUCAAUAUCACCAUAAAUAGCAUUGGCACUGAGCUGACCCGGGAGGAUCGUAGGAAACUGUACUCGAAUUUUGGCUUGCUUUACCCCUAUGGACAUGAGGAACUUGCUGUCUGUGAGGAUUUGGAUCAGGUUCGUGGUGUCAUGGAAAAAUAUCCUCCUUAUCAGUCAAUCUUUGCCAAGUUGUCAUAUGGUGAGAGUCAGCUGCUUGACAAAGCAUUUUAUGAAGAAGAAGUGAAGAGGUUGUGCUUAGCUUUUGAGCAACAGUUCCAUUAUGCUGUCUUCUUUGCAUACAUAAGAUUGAGGGAGCAGGAGAUCAGGAAUCUGAUGUGGAUAUCUGAAUGUGUGGCUCAGAAUCAGAAGUCUAGAGUUCAUGACAGUGUUGUCUUCAUAUUUUAGUUGCUUUACAGGCCAUUAGAAAUGAAGCAUGUGGCCUUUUUGCAUAAUCCACUGUAAAUUGCCUUUCCAUGACGCUGUUGAUGAUCUUAAGCUGCAGAGCAUGCCUAGUUAUAUUGUUUGGAGACGUGGGUUAAAAUAAGUGGCGAAAUAUGUUUUAUUUGUAUUCCCAAAAUGAAAAAUACUUUAUUUGUUAUUUGGAGGCACAAAUAAUGUAUCAGUAUUCAAAAAUAUUAUGGUUGUGGAGAAAUGACUUUGUUUA